Molecule: messenger RNA, 1483 nt
Organism: Cuculus canorus (common cuckoo)
Lineage: Eukaryota; Metazoa; Chordata; Aves; Cuculiformes; Cuculidae
Gene: SCCPDH
Product: saccharopine dehydrogenase (putative)
Exons: 12
Coding region: 110-1414 (434 amino acids)
Biological process (GO): glycolipid biosynthetic process
Cellular component (GO): plasma membrane; lipid droplet; mitochondrion
Source: RefSeq, a predicted model, not a curated record
UCGGGCCAGGGAGCGGUGUGGACCGGGAACGUGGUCUGCGCCGGGGGCGUGGCCUGGACGGGUCCCGGGAAGCUGUUGUCGCAGACGGGCAGCGGCUCUCCUCUCGGCGAUGGCGGCCGGCGCCGGGUCGGGGUCGUCUCCCGCUCGUCCUUACGAGCUGGUGGUGUUCGGCGCCUCGGGCUUCACGGGCCAGUUCGUGGUGGAGGAAGUGGCGCGGGCCUCGUCCGGCGGGGAUCUGCGCGGGCGCUGGGCCGUGGCCGGGCGCAGCCGGGAGAAGCUGCGGGCGGUGCUGGAGCGGGCGGCGGAGAGGCUGGGGAAGGCAGCGCUGGUGACGGAGGUGGCCGUGCUGCUCUGCGAUGUGGGCGACCCGGGAUCGCUGGCCGCCGUGGCGAAACAGACCCGGCUGGUGCUCAACUGCGUGGGCCCGUAUCGGUUCUUUGGAGAGCCUGUGGUACAAGCUUGUGUUGAAAAUGGUGCAAGCUGCAUUGACAUCAGUGGAGAACCCCAGUUUCUGGAAGGAAUGUACCUGAAAUACAAUGAAAAAGCUGCGGAAAAGGGAGUGUAUGUCAUUGGAAGCUGUGGCUUUGACUCUAUACCGGCUGAUAUGGGAGUACUGUACACCAGAGACAAGUUGAAAGGUACUUUGACUGCCGUCGAAAGUUUCCUGACGGUGAAAUCUGGGCCUGAGGGCGCUUGUAUACAUGAUGGGACCUGGAAGUCAGCUGUUUAUGGCCUUGCGGAUCAAGACAACCUUAAGAUGCUUCGAAAAAAGAUAGGAUAUGCCCCUGUUCCAGUAGUUGGUGCAAAACUUAAAAGAAGAGGGCUUGUGUUUUACAAUCGGGAAUUCAAAGAGUACUCCAUUCCAUUCAUGGGAUCUGAUGUUUCUGUUGUGAAACGGUCUCAACGUUAUUUGCACACAGAGCUGCAGGAAACACCUGUGCAGUAUGGCGCUUAUGUGAACAUAGGUGGUCUUGGCUCUGUUAUCAAGCUGAUGUUUGCUGGCAUUUUAUUUCUUCUUCUUGUGAAGUUCAGCUUUGGAAGAAAACUUCUGACAAAAUACCCAGAAUUUUUCUCUGCUGGACGCUUCACAAAGAAAGGACCAACCCAGAAACAGAUGGAUGGAACCUCUUUUACAAUGACUUUUUUUGGCGAGGGUUACAGUGAGGGGCAAGAUUGCCAGAACGGCAAACCAAAUGUAAAGAUCUGCACUGAAGUCAAAGGACCGGAGCCUGGCUAUGUUGCUACACCAAUUGCAAUGGUUCAAGCAGCUGUCUCUCUUCUGGAAGAUGCAGCUUGUCUGCCGAAAAAGGGUGGUGUGUAUUCUCCAGGAGCUGCCUUCUCUAAAACAAAACUGAUUGAUCGCCUCAACAAACGUGGUGUUGAGUUCUCCGUUAUUCACAAGUCUGAGGUCUGAAGUCUCUACACAACUGUAUGAACAAACAACUUUCCCGGGUCUAACGCAAUAAAACUCGUUUGGCUGUAA